Paramacrobiotus metropolitanus is the source of this 1810-nucleotide messenger RNA. RefSeq lists its product as uncharacterized. The record is from RefSeq and is a predicted model, not a curated record. The transcript is spliced from 4 exons. Gene Ontology annotation, molecular function: protein binding. NCBI's taxonomy places the organism in Eukaryota, Metazoa, Tardigrada, Eutardigrada, Parachela, Macrobiotidae. Bases 1 to 1695 code for a protein of 564 amino acids.
AUGAACUAUGUAUUGGUAAAACGGGAGGGCGAUUGGUGGCUGGGAAAGAUUAAAGACAUCAAAGAGGAUGAAUUCUUUAUCGACUUCAUGUCUCCGGCUGUGGCGGCAAGCUGGAUCCAUACGCGCCACAUCUGGCUCCACCAUCCUCUUCUGCACUAUAAUUACACGCAACCCAGCAGUGUCUCAGUUCAGGUUGCUGUUCGACAGAACGACCAUGGUCCGUACGUUUUUCGGUCCGGCACUCUGCUCCGACCCCGAAUGACCAAUGAGUUUCGGUCAUUUUACUACGUUGUUCUGGAUAAUCAAAACCAAUCAGGAUUGGUCCGAUGCAACGUCGUUCGUUCCUUUCAGAUCAUUGAACGUCUGCCGUCACCGCACGAGGCGCCGAUUUGUGGUUUGCGCUCGUCACCGAGAUUGGUUUGGGUCAAACGUGUCAUACCGUUUGAUAAAGCCUUCCUCAUUCAGGCUAACCUAAGUCAUCUUAAAAACUGCGUCUCGUAUUCCCAAUCGAAUGGUGGAACAACUGCAUAUCCUUCGCAUAUUCUUAGCAACGCCCAGUUCCUGAAGAACGAACGAAGAAUGUACGUGCGCGUGGACAACGACACUGUGACUUUUAUUUUCUUGGAACAGCACAGUAAUUCACCUGGGGAAUCGGCGGUGUGUCAAGAGGAGACCCUGCAUCGCCGUUGCGCAGAGUAUUACAGGCAAUGCGUCAAAGUGGAGGGCGCUAAUCGAAUGCCGGCAGCCGGUAUCCGCCUUACCUUCAAUAAAUUUGAUUCGCAAACCGAGACCAUAAACGGCCUCCCCUUGCCGGUGCUCGAAAAUGUCCUACUGGGUCUGGACUUGUUUGACCGAUUUCGUGCGAAAAGGGUCUGCGCGUUGUGGCAGGAUGUUCUAGCCCGUCCUGCAGCAGACCGGCAUCUCUUCAUAGACACGCACCAGAUUCAGAAAUUCGAAGUGAGUUCGUCGCGGCAGCUCGACUACGUAUUUGCCGUGCUACUGGAAGAAUCCAUCACGAUUCACACCCGCACCGUCUCCUACAUUUCCUCCUUCUGCGACGACUUUUCAAAGCACACUGCGCAUCUUCUCAGCCUCAAAGCGGUCAAGUUAGAUAGGCUCGUCAUUAAAGGCGGCUACGAUUGGGUGGGCAUUUGGCACCACCAACCGGUUGCUGCGGAGUCCAGUUUUGAUUGGACCUGCAACUGUCUAAAAGAGUUCUUUCCAUUGUGCCAGCAACUGAUCCUCGUCAAGUACACAUUAUCCGGGGUGCUCCAGACACCCUACCGCAUGCAGUUUGGUGUGACGCAUAAUCCGUAUUACAAAAUGUGCAUCGAAUGGCACGAAGAUAUUGCCCAUCGCGAGCUCUUCCUUGAUGUUGUGGUAUCGCGGUUAACUAUUGACUGCAAUGGUUCCAAGUCCCAAAUUCUCCGCGCGAUUCUCAUGGCAAGUGAAACCAGUUUUCCUUUUGUCGGUUAUGCCGUGUACGAGCGGGUAGCGGCAGUGUAUCAGCGAAUGCUCCUGACCUUGACGUAUCCCGACGACUGGGCGGAUAUCCGUAUCCUCCUGCAAAUAUAUAACGGAUUUUGGCCAGAUGGAACUGCGCGAAACUGGAAUGAUGUGGACCUACGGAAGCUGGAUGUCACGCGGCUGACUAAAAUGACCUUGCACGUACUGGAUGCCGUUUUUCGACUGUGAAUUGCACCUAACCACACCGGACGUGCAGGCGGGAGAAAAUAUCAUCACUUUUCGACUUUGAAGCUUGCUGACCCAUCUUGUAAAUUUGCUAAUAGCAUUUGGGCCUUCUAUACUA